CUUUCUCUACGGUAGGCGCGUUCACGCCGCCUCUCGUCCGCGCGCGUUCGGAGAAGGAGGAGGCGGGGUGUGCUUGAUUUGAGGCAGCUGCUUCUCCGGGACACACUUAGGAAUAUUCACCUGUCAGCUUCACCGCCGGACUACUUUUACCGACCUUUUUUUUCCCCGUUUUGGAGGUGGACUAAACCCAAAAAAAAAAGAAAAAAAAAAAGAAAAAAAAAGGGAAUAUCAUUCUUUCCAGGACGUGUUUUUGGCGUGUUUUGAGUGGGGACCCCCCCGUGGACUCAGGAGGUCCCUUCGGGAAGCACCUCGGAGACGGUGCCCUUCUUCUUCUUCUUCAUCUUUUCCCCAGCUGACUCCACGGAAGAUGUGACCGGUCGGUGGACCCCCAAACGUUAUUUUCGGGAAAAAGCCCCCUCUUGUGGUGCCUUUUGGAAUAUGUCUCCGUCGUGGGGCUCAGUUUGGCUCCAGUCGCCGUCCCUCCCCCGCUAGAAAGUCCUUGAGAAUAUUUCCCUUCUUCGCGUCCACGAUGGAUCCCCAGUGGACCCCUCACCCCGCCGUCUUCUUCCUGGUCUCCUACGCCUGCCUUCUCCCCGCCGCCGCCGCCACCGCCCCUGAGCGCGUCCCCACCGCCGAACCCCAGGCGGCGCCCGAGUACGCCCACUCCAUCCGGCUGGACGGCGACAUCAUCCUGGGCGGCCUGUUCCCGGUGCACUCGCGGGGCGACCGCGGCACGCCGUGCGGCGAGCUGAAGAAGGAGAAGGGCAUCCACCGGCUGGAGGCCAUGAUGUUCGCCAUCGACCUGAUCAACAAGGACCCCGAGCUGCUGCCCAACAUCACGCUGGGGGCCCGCAUCCUGGACACCUGCUCCAGGGACACCUACGCGCUGGAGCAGUCGCUGACCUUCGUGCAGGCGCUCAUCGAGAGGGACGGCUCGGACGUGCGCUGCGCUAACGGGGACCCGCCCAUCUUUACCAAGCCGGAUAAAAUCGUGGGCGUCAUCGGAGCCGCGGCGAGCUCCGUGUCCAUCAUGGUGGCCAACAUCCUGCGCCUCUUUAAGAUCCCGCAGAUCAGCUACGCCUCCACGGCGCCCGAGCUGAGCGACAACACCCGCUACGACUUCUUCUCCCGCGUGGUGCCGCCGGACUCCUACCAGGCCCAGGCCAUGAUGGACAUCGUCACCGCCAUGGAGUGGAACUACGUGUCCACGCUGGCCUCCGAGGGCAACUACGGCGAGAGCGGCGUGGAGGCGUUCGUCCAGAUCUCCCGGGAAACCGGUGGUGUUUGCAUCGCUCAGUCCUUGAAGAUCCCACGGGAGCCCAAGCCGGGGGAGUUUGACAAGAUCAUUAGACGCUUGCUGGAGACCUCCAACGCCAGGGCCAUCAUUAUGUUUGCUAAUGAGGACGACAUUCGGCGCGUACUGGACGCGGCGAAGAGGAACAACCAAACGGGGCACUUCCUGUGGGUGGGCUCGGACAGCUGGGGGUCCAAGAUCUCGCCUGUGAUUGGUCAGGAGAGAGUGGCGGAGGGAGCCAUCACCAUUCUCCCCAAGCGAGCAUCUGUGGACGCUUUUGACCGAUAUUUCCGGAGCCGCUCCCUCUCGAACAACAGAAGGAACGUCUGGUUCGCCGAAUUCUGGGAGGAGAACUUCAACUGCAAGCUGGGCAUGCACGGCAAACGCCCCGGCAGUCUGAAGAAAUGCACAGGUUUGGAGAAAGUCGGCCGCAACUCCAGCUACGAGCAAGAGGGCAAGGUGCAGUUCGUGAUGGACGCGGUGUACGCCAUGGCGCACGCCCUGCACCACAUGCACCGCAAGCUGUGCUACGGCUACCCGGGGCUGUGCCCGCGCAUGGCCAGCAGCAUCGACGGCAAAGAGCUGCUCAGCCACAUCCGCGCCGUCAACUUCAAUGGAAGUGCUGGCACGCCGGUGGUUUUCAACGAGAACGGAGACGCUCCGGGACGAUACGACAUCUUCCAGUACCAGAUCACCAACAGAUCCACUGCAGAGUACAGAGUCAUUGGAUCCUGGACCAACAAGCUGCACCUCAAGGUGGAGGCCAUGCGCUGGAAGAGAGGCGACCCAUCGCUGCCAGCGUCCGUGUGCAGCCUGCCCUGUCGUACUGGGGAGAGGAAGAAGGUGGUGAAAGGUGUGCCCUGCUGCUGGCACUGUGAGCGCUGCGAGGGCUACCACUACCAGGCCUCAGAGUUCACGUGCGAGCUGUGUCCGUACGAGAUGCGCCCGGACUCCAACCGCACGGGCUGCGUGGCCAUCCCCAUCAUCAAGCUGGAGUGGCACUCGCCCUGGGCCGUCAUCCCCGUCUUCAUCUCCAUGCUGGGCAUCAUCGCCACCUCCUUCGUCAUCGUCACCUUCGUGCGCUACAACGACACGCCCAUCGUGCGGGCGUCGGGCCGGGAGAUGAGCUACGUGCUCCUCACGGGGAUCUUCUUGUGCUACGCCAUCACUUUCCUCAUGAUCGCCGCCCCGGACGUCGGCGUCUGCUCCUUCCGCAGGAUCUUCCUGGGCCUGGGCAUGUGCUUCAGCUACGCCGCCCUGCUCACUAAGACCAACAGGAUACAUCGCAUCUUCGAGCAGGGCAAGAAGUCGGUGACGGCGCCAAGGUUCAUCUCCCCGGCCUCCCAGCUGGUCAUCACCUUCUCGCUCAUCUCCGUCCAGCUCCUGGGCGUCUUCGUGUGGUUCGCCGUGGACCCGCCGCACACGGUGGUGGACUACGGCGAGCAGCGGACCCAGGACCCGCUGUCGGCGCGCGGCGUCCUCAAGUGCGACAUCUCCGACCUGUCCCUCAUCUGCUCGCUGGGUUACUCCAUCCUGCUGAUGGUGACGUGCACGGUGUACGCCAUCAAGACCCGCGGCGUGCCCGAAACCUUCAACGAGGCCAAGCCCAUCGGGUUCACCAUGUACACCACCUGCAUCAUCUGGCUGGCCUUCAUCCCCAUCUUCUUUGGAACGUCCCAGUCCGCAGAGAGGAUGUACAUCCAGACCACCACUCUGACCAUCUCGCUCAGCCUGUCGGCCUCCGUCUCCCUGGGGAUGCUCUACAUGCCCAAGGUCUACAUCAUCCUCUUCCACCCCGAGCAGAACGUGCCCAAACGGAAACGCAGCUUCAAGGCCAUCGUGACGGCCGCCACCAUGUCGGGUAAACUGGGGCAGAAGGGCGGCGACCGGCCUAACGGGGAGGUGAAGACGGAGUUGUGUGAGAGCAUGGAGACCAACACUUCAUCAACUAAGACGACGUACGUCAGCUACAGCAAUCACGCCAUCUGAAAAAAAAACAAAAAAAAACUACGUUGGAUGCUUGGGAUGACACAGGAAGUGUGCCUCGAGCUCCGUAAAGGAAACAAAAAGGGACCGAGCGGGGAAGACGGACGAUCCGGACACCCGACGGGAUCCAAAAGCAUGAGACAUUUUUUGUGUCGUUUCGCAUCAUCCACUGAGAGGUGGGAACACAAACAGCCAAUCGGUGUGCCUGCUUUCCUGCUGCUCAAUGGUCCGACCAUAACUGUUGAUAAAAAAAAUACCAUAGGACCCUUGAGUGCGGCCAGAAGAAAAGAAAAAAAAUGAAGAAAAAAAAACCCCCCACGUAGACGUUGUAUCCAUAAGGGCCUCACAUAGAGAUUUCAAAAGAUAUUUAAAAGAAGACUCAAAACUUGUUUGCCGUUCUUCUCUACUCGUGAGUAUUUUUGUGGUCGUGGCGAUUUUUUCCAUUCUUGUCUCACCGUCGUCUGAUGAGUCGUCCUUGCAUACUGAGAUGAGUGUUUCCUCCUCUGCUGUCUUGGCUAACACACCAUGGUUGACGCAUGCCCCGUUUUCUACAAAAAAAAAAGGAGAUUUAUUUAUAAUAAAGGAAUGUUUUGCAAACGCGGAGAUUGGUGUGUGUCC
This is a messenger RNA of Nerophis lumbriciformis (worm pipefish), 3898 nucleotides long. RefSeq names its product glutamate receptor, metabotropic 8a (gene grm8a). Lineage: Eukaryota; Metazoa; Chordata; Actinopteri; Syngnathiformes; Syngnathidae. The record is from RefSeq and is a predicted model, not a curated record. Gene Ontology annotation, biological process: G protein-coupled receptor signaling pathway. Gene Ontology annotation, cellular component: membrane. Gene Ontology annotation, molecular function: G protein-coupled receptor activity.